UUCAGUAACAACGGCUUUGAAAUGAAAAUUUUGUUUCUACUCGCUUGUUGCCUGGCUUUGACCAGUGCCUCCGGUGACCUGUCCACCGUGAAACGCAUCGAAGAGUUGGAUGUCUUCUGGGCUCAGUUGGAUCCACAGCUGCAGAUGCUGCGACGACUGUCCAUCAGCCCGGAGAUAAGAGUUGUGAACGGCGCCGAGGCUCGUCCGGGUCAGUUCCCGUACCAGGCGCUGGUGCUUAGCUUCUUCGAGGGAGACAACUCUGGAUUGUGCGGUGGAACGGUGUUGACGCAAAACUUUGUCCUAACGGCCGCCCAUUGUGUCCAAAUUGGAACUGUGGCUACACACGGCAUGGCGAUUCUUGGGGCGCACAACCGUCAGCAGGAAGAACCACACCAGCAGCGAAUCGAGUUUGCUUCGGUUCACAUUCACCCCAGCUACAUUGCGACCUUGCUGAGGAAUGAUAUUGCCACGAUUCGACUGGCCAAUCCUGCGGUCUUCAGCGAGUUUGUGCAGCCGAUCGAUUUGCCAGCCCUGUCCGACAGUCGAACCUUUGCCGGUCUUCAGGGUACCAUAUCGGGAUUUGGACGUACGUCCGAUGAGGACGGUUCUCCGGCAUCCGAUGUGGUCAUGUACGCGAGCAAUCCGAUUCUGACGAACGCCGACUGUCAGGCAGCUUGGAAUUCAAUUCUGGUUCAGGCGCAAAACAUCUGUCUGUCCGGUGCCGGUGGACGUUCCGGAUGCAACGGUGACUCGGGCGGUCCUCUUGCAAUAACGGAAAAUGGACGCAGCCUGCAGGUUGGCAUUGCAUCGUUUGUCCACGGCACCGGAUGUGCCUCCGGUAUGCCGUCUGGCUUUGUACGCGUUACUCACUACCUGGAAUGGAUCGGCGAGAACUCGGAUGUGGUGCUGAGACAGUGAGAAACAUUUUUUGGGGGUGCCAUGAAUUGGUGAUUUGAAAAUAAAAGUUCGCCCAGGGGUGACCAUUAGUCAGGGGGUGAGAUUGUGUUAUUCAAAUUUGCAGAAAUUUGUAUGACUCAAUAUCACCUCCGGACUAAAUGUCACCACCGACGACGGUAGUUGUUGCAAUUUGUAGAUAUUCUUCUUAUUUUUGUUAUUCCCAAACUGAA
This is a messenger RNA of Culex quinquefasciatus (southern house mosquito), 1127 nucleotides long. Its product is annotated as brachyurin. The record is from RefSeq and is a predicted model, not a curated record. The coding region runs from base 22 to 918 and encodes 298 amino acids. Lineage: Eukaryota; Metazoa; Arthropoda; Insecta; Diptera; Culicidae. The transcript has a single exon. Gene Ontology annotation, biological process: proteolysis. Gene Ontology annotation, molecular function: serine-type endopeptidase activity.